This is a messenger RNA of Harpegnathos saltator (Jerdon's jumping ant), 2936 nucleotides long. RefSeq names its product pre-mRNA processing factor 6 (gene Prp6). Gene Ontology annotation, biological process: spliceosomal tri-snRNP complex assembly; mRNA splicing, via spliceosome. Gene Ontology annotation, cellular component: U4/U6 x U5 tri-snRNP complex; catalytic step 2 spliceosome. The record is from RefSeq and is a predicted model, not a curated record. Lineage: Eukaryota; Metazoa; Arthropoda; Insecta; Hymenoptera; Formicidae. The transcript has 9 exons. The coding region runs from base 54 to 2849 and encodes 931 amino acids. Gene Ontology annotation, molecular function: protein binding.
GCCGCUCUCAGAUUUCUCUCUGCUCUCUGCCAUUAGUAAACAAUCGUGUCAAGAUGGCAGUUCCUUCGGUUUCUCUCAAUACACGAAAUAAAAAGCUCUUUUUGGGAGUACCAGCACCAUUGGGAUAUGUUGCUGGUGUUGGAAGAGGAGCUACUGGAUUCACGACACGGUCUGAUAUCGGUCCGGCUCGAGAUGCCAAUGAUGUUUCAGAUGACAGACAUGCUCCACCUACGAAACGUACAAAGAAAAAGGAAGAAGAGGAGGAAGAUGAGGAAGACUUGAAUGAUUCCAAUUAUGACGAAUUUUCUGGAUAUGGAGGUUCCCUUUUUAGCAAAGAUCCUUAUGAUAAAGAUGACGAAGAGGCAGAUGCAAUUUACGAAGCUAUUGACAAACGUAUGGAUGAAAAACGUAAAGAAUACAGAGAGAAGCGUCUUAGAGAAGAAUUGGAACGUUAUCGUCAAGAACGUCCCAAGAUCCAACAGCAAUUCUCAGAUCUAAAGAGAGAGCUGGUUAAUGUAACUGAAGAUGAAUGGAGAAAUGUUCCUGAAGUAGGAGAUGCCAGAAAUCGUAAACAGCGUAAUCCAAGAGCAGAGAAAUUUACUCCAUUGCCAGAUUCUGUACUAGCCAGAAAUCUAGGAGGUGAGACAUCCACCAGCAUCGAUCCAUCCAGUGGUUUGGCUUCUAUGAUGCCAGGAGUAGCAACGCCUGGUAUGCUAACUCCUACAGGAGAUCUUGAUUUGCGAAAGAUUGGACAAGCCAGAAACACAUUGAUGAAUGUCAAGUUGAAUCAAGUCUCCGAUUCUGUGGAAGGCCAAACUGUGGUUGAUCCAAAAGGAUAUCUCACAGAUUUGCAAAGCAUGAUACCGACAUACGGAGGUGACAUAAAUGACAUCAAAAAAGCUAGACUAUUAUUAAAAUCUGUCCGAGAAACUAAUCCCAAUCACCCGCCUGCAUGGAUUGCAUCUGCACGUUUGGAAGAAGUAACGGGAAAGGUCCAAGCUGCUAGAAACUUAAUAAUGAAGGGUUGCGAGGUGAAUCCUACCUCCGAGGAUUUAUGGUUGGAAGCUGCAAGACUGCAGCCACCAGACACAGCGAAAGCGGUGAUAGCACAGUCAGUACGACACAUCCCAACGUCUGUCAGGAUCUGGAUAAAAGCAGCGGACUUAGAAACAGAAGUGAAAGCAAAAAGGAGAGUGUUCCGCAAGGCUCUGGAACAUAUACCGAACUCGGUGCGACUGUGGAAAGCAGCGGUUGAAUUGGAGGAGCCCGAAGAUGCACGUAUUUUAUUGAGUCGCGCAGUCGAAUGUUGCCCCACCAGUGUGGAUCUGUGGCUUGCUCUCGCCAGGCUGGAGACUUACGACAAUGCGAGAAAAGUUCUGAAUAAAGCUCGAGAGAACAUACCGACAGACCGACAAAUCUGGACCACCGCUGCGAAAUUGGAAGAAGCGAAUGGCAAUAAGCACAUGGUAGAAAAGAUUAUUGAUCGUGCUAUAACAUCGUUGAGCGCGAACGGAGUAGAAAUCAACCGAGAACAUUGGUUCAAAGAAGCCAUGGAAGCUGAAAAGGCAGGGGCGGUACAUUGUUGUCAAGUUAUUGUUAAAGCCAUUAUCAGUUUUGGAGUGGAGGAAGAAGAUAGGAAACACACUUGGAUGGAAGACGCAGAAGCUUGUGCCCAACAAGGAGCGUUGGAAUGCGCCAGAGCAGUCUAUGCAUAUGCAUUAACAACGUUUCCUAGCAAGAAGUCAAUCUGGUUGCGCGCGGCUUAUUUCGAAAAAACUUAUGGUACACGAGAAUCCCUGGAAGCUUUAUUGCAGAGAGCAGUCGCUCAUUGUCCUAAGAGCGAAAUACUCUGGUUGAUGGGCGCUAAAUCGAAAUGGCUGGCUGGCGACGUGCCGGCAGCCAGAGGCAUCUUAUCCCUCGCGUUUCAAGCUAAUCCAAAUUCUGAGGAGAUUUGGUUGGCGGCAGUGAAGCUAGAGUCUGAAAAUUCAGAGUACGAGAGAGCGCGACGCUUACUGGCAAAAGCUAGAGCAUCCGCUCCGACUCCGAGGGUGAUGAUGAAAAGCGCCAAGUUGGAAUGGGCUCUUAAAAAUCUCGAUGCUGCAUUGCACCUUCUAAAGGAAGCUCUUGAAGCCUUCGAUGAUUUCCCCAAGCUGUGGCUGAUGAAAGGCCAAAUCGAAGAACAACAGGGUAAUGCGGAUAAAGCGUUAGAGACAUAUAAUCAAGCGAUUAAAAAAUGCCCGCAUUCAAUACCUUUAUGGCGUCUAUUGUCGCAAUUGGAGCAUAGGAGGAACCAAGUGACCAAAGCUCGUUCGGUUCUGGAAAAAGCUAGACUGAAAAAUCCUAGGAAUGCGGAAUUAUGGCUGGAGGCCAUACGAAACGAACUAAAAAAUGGUGGUGUGCGUGAUAUGGCAAACACAUUAAUGGCUAAAGCAUUACAAGAAUGUCCUACGUCUGGUCUGCUCUGGGCAGAAGCAAUUUUCAUGGAACCACGACCUCAAAGAAAGACUAAAAGCGUGGAUGCCCUCAAGAAAUGCGAGCACGAUCCUCAUGUUCUUUUAGCAGUAUCAAAAUUGUUUUGGUGUGAGCACAAGAUCUCAAAAUGCAGAGAUUGGUUCAAUCGAACAGUGAAGAUAGACCCGGACUUAGGAGACGCAUGGGCAUACUUUUAUAAAUUUGAAUUGUUAAAUGGUACAGAGGAUCAACAAGAAGAUGUAAAGAAAAAAUGUAUUGCUGCAGAACCUCAUCAUGGUGAAAAUUGGUGCAAAGUCUCCAAGAACAUAGUAAAUUGGUGUCUUAAUACAGAUCAAAUCUUAGUAUUAGUUGCAAGAGAUUUGCCCAUUCCUAUAUAAACUCUAUCAUUAAUUUAUCAGAAUACAAAUAUAAUAAACUUCUUAAUGUAUAAGUAUAUAUUUGUAAAUAAAACUAAAUAUAUCCAG